AUGUGGAAUAGAGAUGUGGAGGUGAUGCAAGGUUUAAAUGCAGGGAAACCGGUUCUGAAAACAGAGGUGAAUUCAUUGCCUUGUGUUUGGGUGAAUGAGCUGAUGACAGGUGAUGGCAGAGCUUGGAAUAGAGAAUUGAUUCAAAAUCUACUUACUGAAGCAUCAUGUAAAGCCAUCCUUGAAAUUAAAGGUUUGGAUCCUGCUGCAAGAGACAAAUGGGUGUGGACAUCUGAUGUUAAAGCUUAUGCAGUAGCAGUGAAGAAGAAGAUCUUGAGUCUUGAUAUGCCAGGGUGUAGUUCUAAUAUUAAUGUUGAUAAGAAGGCUAGAAUGAGGUGUUGGAAUCUGAGGGUGAAAGUGUGUGGUUUGGUUGUCGGGGCUAGGUUCUUAGGUUCAGUGGCCCCGUCCACCGUCGGAGUGGAUCUCCUUUGGUUUGUUUCGGUUUCACCCAUCCACUUGGUGGGUCCCACCACAAACAAAACCACUCUAUCUCAUACGCACACACCCCAAAAACACACACUCACACAAACCAAAACACACACCACGCACGCAGAAGAGCUCGACAUUUAUCUUCCUCAUCUGGCCGCCGUCCACAAUCGCCGUCACCGUCAAUUUUAUCAUCGGCCGCCGUCCUCCCUAACCCCGCCGUCAGUCGUACAUCAUCAAGCUGUGGGGGCGUCCAGUAACCCGUCGCUACCGCCCACAAAUCGCGCCCUUUCCUCCGUGCUCAGCCACUGCUCCGCCGUCCAUCAAAUCAACCGUGUCUUCCAUAUCCGCCGUCGCGUCGCCUAG
Striga asiatica is the source of this 789-nucleotide messenger RNA. NCBI's taxonomy places the organism in Eukaryota, Viridiplantae, Streptophyta, Magnoliopsida, Lamiales, Orobanchaceae. The record is from the annotation of a GenBank genome assembly.